Ctenopharyngodon idella (grass carp) is the source of this 1533-nucleotide messenger RNA. Its product is annotated as extracellular calcium-sensing receptor-like. Gene Ontology annotation, cellular component: membrane. Bases 1 to 1053 code for a protein of 350 amino acids. Lineage: Eukaryota; Metazoa; Chordata; Actinopteri; Cypriniformes; Xenocyprididae. The transcript has 2 exons. Gene Ontology annotation, molecular function: G protein-coupled receptor activity. Gene Ontology annotation, biological process: G protein-coupled receptor signaling pathway. The record is from RefSeq and is a predicted model, not a curated record.
AUGGCUCAAAUUAUGAUUUUUGCCAUUGAAGAGAUUAACAGAAGUGAAAGUUUGCUCCCAAAUGUUUCUAUUGGCUACCGGAUUUACGAUACCUGUGGUUCAAGACUGUCUGCUAUGAGUGCAACUAUGGGCCUGAUGAAUGGACCAGAGUUUUCAGCAGAGAACAGAUGCACAGGACAGUCUCCUAUACAUGCUAUCAUUGGAGAAACAGAGUCUUCUGCCACAGUGAUUCUGUCCAGAACUACAGGACCUUUUAAAAUUCCAGUGAUAAGUCACUCAGCCUCAUGUGAAUGUCUCAGUAAUAGAAAAGAUUACCCUUCAUUCUUCAGGACUAUUGCUAGUGAUUACCACCAAGGCAGAGCACUUGCAUACAUAAUCAAGCAAUUAGGCUGGUCUUGGGUGGGAGCUGUGAACAGUGACAAUGAUUAUGGAAACAAUGUUAUGGCCAUAUUUCUGAAUACAGCUCAGAAGGAGGGGAUUUGUGUGGAGUACUCUGUGAAAUUCUACCGAACAGAGGCUGAAAAACUAAAAAAAGUGGUCGACACAAUUAAAAAAAGCACAGCAAAAGUGAUUGUUGCAUUCGUUUCACUUAUUGAAAUGGGCUUACUUAUUGAUCAGCUAAGUAUUCAGAAUAUUACAGGCUUUCAAUUGAUUGGAGGGGAGGGAUGGAUAACUGCAAAGAGUUUGAUCACUCCUAAGAGUUUUCAUGUGAUGGGAGGGUCACUGGGGUUUGCAUUUAGAAAAAUCAAUAUUGACGAGUUUUCAGAUUAUGUUAUAAAGGCAUUCUGGGACACAGCAUUUCCAUGCUCAAAGACUGAGGGUAAUUCUUCUCAAUAUGCAUUAAGCUGCAGCAGAUAUCAAGAUCUACUUACACUUAAAAACAACAAUGAAGAUGUGCCUGAUCAAAGAUAUGCAAACAAUGUCUACAAAGCGGUUUAUGCUGUGGCUCAUUCACUACACAGUCUAUUGAAGUGCAAAGAACAAGAAGGCUGCGAGAAAGGUCUGCUAAUACAACCAAAACAGGUAAAAAAAAAAAAAAAAAAAAAGUGUUAAUACAUGUUAAUAGCCCAUGCUUUAAAAAUAAUGUACCAAAACUGUCUUUAUCACUAGGUGGUUGAAGCUCUAAAAAAAGUAAAUUUCACCGUGAAGUUUGGUGAUCAUGUGUGGUUUGACAGCACUGGUGGCGCAGUAGCCCAUUAUGAAGUCGUAAACUGGCAGCAGGACUCAAAUAGAUCAUUCCAGUUUAAACCAGUGGGUUAUUUUGAUGCCUCUCUGCCCCCUGACCAGAGCUUUAUGCUUAACACUAAAAAUAUCAUUUGGGCUGGAGGACAGCUGGAGGUAAAUGACAGUCUGUUUGUACUACAGGAUGUGUUUAAAUGACAGUAAAUUUAAAUAUCAAAGAUUUUAAAAAGAAAUACUUGUCUUUUAUGAAAGACAAAAGAUACUGCAUCAUAUGGGUACAUGCAUUAUAAAACCUGAACAUUGCCUCUUUUCAAAGCUCUGCCUCUAUGCAAAGUUUAGGGCACAACAGUA